Nematolebias whitei (Rio pearlfish) is the source of this 1938-nucleotide messenger RNA. RefSeq names its product sestrin 2 (gene sesn2). Gene Ontology annotation, cellular component: nucleus. Gene Ontology annotation, molecular function: oxidoreductase activity, acting on peroxide as acceptor; L-leucine binding. The record is from RefSeq and is a predicted model, not a curated record. Gene Ontology annotation, biological process: positive regulation of macroautophagy; negative regulation of TORC1 signaling; regulation of response to reactive oxygen species. NCBI's taxonomy places the organism in Eukaryota, Metazoa, Chordata, Actinopteri, Cyprinodontiformes, Rivulidae. The coding region runs from base 17 to 1693 and encodes 558 amino acids. The transcript has 11 exons.
CGGGGAGAACCAAAACAUGGCCGGUAAUGCAGUGCCAGGCUUCACCUGCCGUGCUAAUGGAGAGGACAGCCCGUGGCAGGCGUGCAGUUCUGGUGGUUCACGUCGGAACCAGUUGGAUUCGGAAACCGACGGUGUCCCGACGUCGAAGAGCUCAGCUCGGCUGUGCAGCCGGGACAGAGAGGAGCGAACCACGGCUCUGGAGGAGCUGAGCCAGAAGGUUCUGGUGUGUUUAGGAUUAGACCGGCCCGGUUCGGCACGGCUGAGCAAACAAAUGCUUCUACAUCUGCUUCUGCUCUCCAGAUCGUGUCCGCUGCAGGAGGUUCGGGUGAGGGCGAGCGAGCUGCUGCGGACCGCACAGGGCCAAGGAGUUGAAGUACCUCGAGCCUUGGCUUCUGGUCCAAGUGCCUUUAUCCCUGCUAAAGAGAUCCUGAAAGACGGGCCGAAUCAGGACAUCCUCAUUGAGUCUUUUGUCUCUCUCGGUCGUGUGGACCAUCUCACCAUGGUCCUGGCCCUCCACCCGGCCUACCUCAGCUGUUUCCUGAGGACCCAGCAAGCUUUGUUGGAGCUGGACGGCCCCUUGCCCCGUCACUGGAGACAAUACAUUUCUGUAAUGGCUGCGGCGCGCCACCACUGUGCACACCUGGUGCAGCAGCACAGCGCGGGCUUCCUGGAAGCUGGAGGUGAAGAGAGCUGGCUGAGCAGCUUCGAGCACACUCCCACCAAACUCCGCAGCCUGCAGACGCUCAACAAGCUGCUGGCGCACAGACCGUGGCUCAUUACGCAGCAGCACAUCCAGGAGUUGGUGAGUCCCGGAGCAGAGCCCCGCUGGUCCCUGGCAGAACUGAUCCACGCUGUGAUUCUGAUGGCCCACACCCACUCCCUCUGCUCCUUCGUGUGGGGGUGCGGUUUAAACCCUGAACCCGACCACAUCGGCGGUUACACCUUCCGGCCUCCAUCACCCAAUCACCUCCCACGCAGCCCUCACAGCCCGGCCCCUGAGGAUGGCAGGCAUGAGCUGGUGGACGGAGCGGUGGAGGUGGAGGUGCUGAUGAAGAGAAUGGUGGAGCUGCAGCAGCAGCAGGAGGAGGAGGAGUGCACGCAGGAGGAGAUGGUCACGCGCUUCGAACGGGAGAGGAGCGAGAGCAUACCCACAGCGGUGGUGCGGGGAGCUCCACCCGACCUGGUGCUGCGUCUGGUGGAGGAGCCAGAGUUCAGAUACGAGGACUUUGCCCCCAGAGGAGAGCACUCGCCACCCGUCCUGAGAGCACAGGACUACUCGUGGGAGGACCACGGCUUUUCUCUGGUCAACAGACUUCUUCCAGACAUGGGCCAGCUCCUGGAUGAGAAAUUCCAGGUUGUGAGCAGCUUGACGUACCACAGGAUGGCCAUGCAUGAAGAUGUAGAUACCUACACCCUGAGGAAAGCUCUCUGGAACUACAUCCACUGCCUCUACGGGAUUCGCUACGACGACUACGACUACGGCAGCGUGAACGUGCUGUUGGAGCGCUCCCUGAAGGUUUUCGUCAAAACCAUGGCCUGUCAUCCUGAGCAGACCACAGCUCGUGUUUACCACGCCUUCUGGAGGCACUUCAGACACUCUGAGAAGGUUCACGCUAACCUUAUCGUGAUGGAAGCUCGGCUACAGGCCGCCCUGCUCUACACCCUACGAGCCAUUACGUACUACAUGAGAUGACACGCUGUCGCACGCCUUUUAGCAGAUGUUGAGCCAGCUGUGAUGGACAGUUUUAUCACCACACACUACAGUGAAUCUUUACAAAUGCACAUUCUGUAAUUCAGUGUUAAUAUUCUGAUGCUGCUUGUGCAACUUGGAUGUAUUUAAAAGACUUGUUUUGCACCGUCUUAUCGGGAUUCAUACCCCUGCUGGAGCCUUGAGUCUUGUUCGGAUGAUCUUGCACGUGUUCCUGGCAUAUCGACACG